GUUUUCAUAAGUGUAAGUGAAGCAGAUCUGACUAUUUGUCCUAAUAAUUAAAAUAUUAUACUUUUUUAAUUGUAAAUAAAAGUUCAAAUCCAUAAAAAAAGGAUGAAAUUUAGCGGAUGCAGCUUUACAUGACGCAGAAACGUUAAGGAUCAAUAAAUACGUUUGAAAUCAUCAAUGAAGGAAGCAUCACCCCCUGUUUCUGCCAUGGCUACUCCUACAAACGGCAGUGGGAAUUUGGUAGAUGAAUUCGAAGAAGCUUUUCAGCACUGUUUAAAUGUACUGACCAAAGAAGAAGCCAUUGGUAGUACAGAUAAGGAUGAUAUUAGGACUGAAGUGGAACAAACGACGUUAAGAUUCAUAGAUUUGGCUCGCCAAAUGGAAGCCUUUUUCCUUCAAAAGCGUUUCCUUUUAUCUGCCCUUAAACCAGAAAUGGUAGUUAAAGAAGACAUAAACGAACUCCGGUUGGAACUAGCCAGAAAAGAUGAACUUUUAAAACGCCAUUACGAUAAAAUAAUCGUUUGGCAAAAUCUGUUAGGUGAUUUACAGGGUUACGCAAAGAGUCCAGCUCAGGGAGGCUCAACUCCGAAUAUGAUGAACAAUGGGGGCUCAGGGUCGAUUCCACAGUCGCCCAUGAGUUCGGGAGUUCCUGGAAACCAAACCCCUAAUCAGAUGAUUGUAUCUGGUAUGAGUCCUGCUAUGCAACAACAGUUACAGCAACAGCAAUUGCAGCAAAUGCAACAACAGCAGCAACAGUUGCAGCAAAUGCAACAACAACAACAACAGCAACAGAUGCAACAGCUUCAACAACAGAUGCAGGUAGAUCGACGUUGACCUGUUGAAGUAUGAAGCAUGAUUGUCGUUCGUGAUGCCAAAAUUGUCGAAAUAUUUUUAUUAAUGUGUUGCCAAUGACUCUCAUUAACUUAUUUUUAGUAAUUCUGUUACUUUUCUAUGCACAAACUAAAACGAUUUCAUAAUUAGUAAUUGAGAAUAAUUUAAGAGCGUCAAAAGUUUCUCGUUUAUUAUAAUAUCUGUACAUAUCACGAUUUAAUUUUUCAUGAAAUGUUGGUGCAACGAUGAACUUCUUUGCAACUCUAUUUCAUUUUAUAUAUGACGCUUUUAAAUAUUUAAAUUACGGCUGCAGUUAACUUCGUUACGUUUUUCAGGGAACAUUCCACUAGCAGUCUUUAUAGGCAUAAUAUUGUGUUAAUGCUUAACUGUUCCCCUCAAAAUUUAAAAAUUAGAAAGCAGAUAAUUCAUUUUCGAAACAAAUAUGAUUAAGAGCUCGCGUAACUUUUUAUUUUCUGACGCACCCCCUGUUAAAGACACGUAUCAUUUUUUUCAUGCUUGAUAUUCUCAGGGUUUUUCCUUCGCAGUAUUUUUGUCUCUUUCUUUUGUAAACCACAAUACUACUACUACUACUAUUACUGCAGACUUUUAUAGUAUACGCUAAUAUUUAUUGCUCAAUUGUGCCUUGUAGGUUUAGCAAAAACAAAAAAUAUUCCAGAAUACCCUUAAUUAUCUAUAAUGUAAAUUAAAUGCAGUGUGAUUAAAAAUUUUCUGUGUAACACUACGUUGUGGCAAAUCAUACAGUUUAAUGAUAGAAACGUUAACAGUAGUACGUUGCUUAUUACUUAGUUUUCUAUAAGUCUGUACUAUUUUUAUCGAUAUCAAAUAAAUAUUUUGAAAACA
This is a messenger RNA of Agrilus planipennis (emerald ash borer), 1689 nucleotides long. It is a transcript of the gene MED28, whose product is annotated as mediator of RNA polymerase II transcription subunit 28. The transcript has 4 exons. Gene Ontology annotation, cellular component: mediator complex. NCBI's taxonomy places the organism in Eukaryota, Metazoa, Arthropoda, Insecta, Coleoptera, Buprestidae. Bases 175 to 831 code for a protein of 218 amino acids. The record is from RefSeq and is a predicted model, not a curated record.